UAUUGGGAUUAAUCAAGGAAACCAUUGAGUUUCCAAUAAAUGAAAUAUUAAUAUGGACUUUUUUGAAUUUAUUUGUGUAUCUGUGAUUACAUUUGUAUGCGGUAUAAUAUGUACACUUGUGCUGGAGUUUUAUCUAUUCAAAAAGUAUUUGGAAGUAGCACCUUUAGCAAGCCCACCAAAAAAGUCAUUUCACCAUGGCAAGGCUCAAUUACCCGAGGAAUUACUUGAAAAAAUUCAGGAUGAAAAAAAGAAUUCCAAUAUAAGUAUAUUACGCCCAGGAAUGAGCCAAGGAAAUGAGAACUUGGCAAUAAAUUUAACUCUACAAUUUUUGUUCAAUGAACUUCGAAAUGCUGAGAGAGUAAGGCUUUGGUUGUAUAGAAAAUUAAAUAAUGAGUUUAAAGAAUUAUUAACUCAGUCUACUACUGCUAAAUUGUUAGACAGUGUACAGUUAAGGGACUUAAAUCUAGGUACACAGUUUCCCACAAUAAAAGGUUUGGAAGUUGCAGAUUCAAAAAUAGAUGCUGAUACAGGUUUACUGGAGUCAUUGGAUUUAUCUUUAGAUUUACAUUAUUCUGGGAAUUUUCAAUUAUCAAUAGAUGUUAAAAUGCUCUUAGGAAAAACUGCUUAUAUGGCUUUGCAAGUAAAACGUAUCAGUGGUAGAGCCAGAUUGCAAUUUACACGUGUUCCAUAUACUCAUUGGUCCUUAAGUUUUUAUUCAGAUCCUAUACUUGAAUUGGAAGUGCAAUCCCAAUUUCAAGGUCGUCAAUUACAACCACAGAUAAUUUCAUUGAUCACCGGACAAAUUCGAAGAGCUGUGCGUCGGAAGCAUACACUACCUCGCUAUAAAAUGCGCUAUAAACCAUUCUUCCGCAGACUGAACGAUGAAGCCGUAGAUUUAUCUGAAGUUGCCAACAUGCAAUUAACACCAGGUUACUUGGAAGUAUCACUGGUGGAAGUGAGUAGAUUAAAUCCUGGACCUAAUAUGCUUAAUGCAGAAGAUAAGUCACAAGUUGAAAUAUACUGUACAAUAAGCAUAGACUCAACACCUUGGGUAUAUCUGACUCAGUAUACUGGAAAUCCUUAUAUGGUGUUGGAUUUAAUUAUUAGUAAAGUCAGUUCUCAGCAACUUGGUGUAGUAUUUAAACACGAAUUUGUGCCAGAAAUAGGUCAUAUAUGCGUGCUAGUCGAAACGAUAAUAGUUGGAAGUCCUGCUGCAAUUGCGGAGAUGAAAAAAGGAGAUAUUUUAGUAGCAGUAGAUGGUAAAAAGGUCUCUAAUAUGAAUCAAGUAGCGAAAUUUGUAAAAAGUGCUGUGCAGAGACGUUUUAUUAUAAGGGUUGAAAGGAAGUAUUCCAAAGCAGACUUGGAGAAACAAGCUAAUAUCAAAUUGGACAGUGAAAGAAUAUCAGCAGAAAGAGGAGCAGAUAGAAAAACAAUGAAAACCGAUUCUGCAUCGAGUAAAGUGGAUACGCCCAGCGAAGAUGGUAGCAAAAUGAAGUUUGAAAGCCAAAUUAAAUUUUCAGACUUAAAAGAUUCGGAAAGUGAAAUUUCCGAAAAAUUAGAAAUGGGUAGUAAACUUUUUAGACGAAGAAAAAGCAGUGCACAUAUCGACGAAGCUGCACAAACACCAGAUUCUACACCGUCUAGAAAAAUUUCAACUACAUCGAAUCAAUCGAUAAUAUCGAGUAAUUCCCAAUUUUGCUUUAACGACGAUAACUAUGUAACAAAUAUAUCAGAUUUAUACUAUACUACGAAAGAAAAGGAAUAUGCAUCUUUGAUCUCUUUUGAGGAAACUAGGACUUUUCGAAUUGAUUCAGAACUUCAGUAUUUAAAUAUAGGGGUAUGGGGUCGUGUACGAGGAGGAGAGAUUCCUGCGAAAUUAUUAGGAUACAUAAAUGUGCCCAUGAAACUAAUUCUAGCACAAUGCUAUACAUCUUCAACUGGCCAUUACCUUAAAUGCCAUGCUUUAUUACCACCAGACAGUACUUCUUUAGCAACAGUUCAUCCAAAACUACAAGGCUAUUCAGGAUUUGAUCCAACACUUUGUUACGGUGACAUUUUAUUAUCUUACGUGUGGGAGUCGAGUUACCCGAAUUGUCACGCGGUUGGUGAUUCAGGAAAGAAAGAGAGUGCAGAAACUGUGAAGGCACAACCACCUUUGAGCGAAGAGAUUACUGAGAAAAAGAUGCACGAUUUUAUUAGAACUCAUUUUCAUCGUGCAACGCAUUGCGAUUUUUGUACAAAGAAGAUUUGGCUAAAGGACGCGGUACAGUGCAGAGAUUGUGGUAUGGUGUGUCAUAAGAAAUGCGAAGUACGUUGUCAAGCAUCGGGAACAUGUGGAGCCGAAAGUAUAACGACAUUGGCAAUAGAAGCUGACGAAAUAGAGCCUACUACUCUUAUUGGGGAAUCAAGUCCAGAAAUUUCUCUAACCAGUUGCGAAGAUAAUGUACAGGGUGCAACUAUGAUGGCCAUGAAGGCUAGUAUAGCUAACACUUUGUUGGGCCUGAAGAAGGCUGGAAGUACAAGUUGCUUGGCCCCACCGGCUUCCGGUACCGGUCUGGCAUCUAGAAGUCUUCCCCCAAGUCCCUGUGCAUCCCGCAAGAAUUCAUUGGUCGGAGGCUUGGGUAUUAGUCCUGAUCUGUUGGAGGGUGCUGAGCCUAGCGUGGCAGCACCUCUAGUAGCUGGAGAUUUGGACGAUGGUCUAAUGUCUAGGGCUAAAGAUACCGGCAAGUUUUUAUACAAAUAUUUGGAGCCACAGGAACGCGUUGAAAAAAUCAAUGCUAUGAUGGGGAAGUUGAAAACUGCUCUCGACGGGGAAACUACCUCAAGAUUAGAAUUAUCGCAGAGUGGAGAAAUGGAUAGUAUUAAGUUGAUCGCACAAAGCGAUUUGCGAGUGCAAGCAUUGAGUGUCUUACUUUUGCAUUAUUGUGCUGGCUUGCAGCACGCGCAAGAAGCGCUAGAUCGGUCUAAGAACAAGAAAGAGUCUUAA
This is a messenger RNA of Habropoda laboriosa, 2986 nucleotides long. It is a transcript of the gene Pdzd8, whose product is annotated as PDZ domain-containing protein 8. Lineage: Eukaryota; Metazoa; Arthropoda; Insecta; Hymenoptera; Apidae. The transcript has 9 exons. The record is from RefSeq and is a predicted model, not a curated record. Gene Ontology annotation, molecular function: lipid binding; protein binding. Gene Ontology annotation, biological process: mitochondrial calcium ion homeostasis. The coding region runs from base 53 to 2986 and encodes 977 amino acids. Gene Ontology annotation, cellular component: mitochondria-associated endoplasmic reticulum membrane contact site.